Bufo bufo (common toad) is the source of this 3975-nucleotide messenger RNA. RefSeq lists its product as uncharacterized. Gene Ontology annotation, biological process: regulation of transcription by RNA polymerase II. Gene Ontology annotation, molecular function: RNA polymerase II cis-regulatory region sequence-specific DNA binding; DNA-binding transcription factor activity, RNA polymerase II-specific. The transcript has 3 exons. The record is from RefSeq and is a predicted model, not a curated record. Bases 124 to 3834 code for a protein of 1236 amino acids. NCBI's taxonomy places the organism in Eukaryota, Metazoa, Chordata, Amphibia, Anura, Bufonidae.
GCUGGGAGGAGGCUUUGAUCCUUGGGUCUGCACUUUGCAUAGCAUUUAACCCUUGUACUGCAGUGUGCGGAGCAGCAGGGGUGACACUGAGCCACCGCAGCCUCCUGCUCACAUGUCACCAAGAUGUCACUUUGCAGCAUCCGAGCCCCUGACAUCACUAUGCCCUCUGGGCAGGUCCCUGUGAAUUUUAAUGAUGUGGCAAUUUAUUUCUCAAAUGAAGAAUGGCGCCAUCUAGAGGAGUGGCAGAAAAACCUGUACACGGAGGUCAUGCAGGAAAACCUGGAAAUCUUGCUUUCAUUAGAUGAUGUUUGCAAUAAAAUUGAAGACAAUACUUCUAUAUUCUCUAGUAAUAAGGUAAGGAGGAAACUAAAAAGAACCCAGCUGGAUGAGCAAGAUGCAGGGAGCAGUCAGUACAAGAAGUAUGUCCAUGGUGUCUUAGAAGGUCUAUGCCACAAGUGCUGCCAAUGUCAAGAAGACUUUAAUAGCUGGUCCCUACUUAUUGACCAUAAAAUGAUCUGCCACAGUGAGAAUUCACUGUUCACUCAGGAUGACGAGAAGAUCGUCUCAAGUCUUCAAAGUCCAAGAUACAAUGACCGGAGAUCUCUUGGAGAUCAUGAGAAAUUUUCUUUGAGGGAUCUGAUUCAGGCAACAUGCACAAUACGGACACAAGAUGAUGAACAGACCGAAAGAAUUGACCAAGAGACAACAAAAUCUUACAGUUCUCACAAGAACCACAAAAUACUUUCCAAUUGUGAAAGUAAGAAACUCUCAACCAGGAGUCAGAACUCAGAAAUGGGGAAGAAUUUCCGUAAAUGCGUACAUUGUUCUAAGGUAUUCAAAGACGGCAGCCUUCUGGCUGAGCAUGAGAAAUCACACAAGGAAAACAAGACCUUUGCCUGCCCUGAUUGUGGCAAAACUUUCAUUAGGAAGUCUAUACUGAAGCUCCACCGGAGGACGCACACAGGAGAGCGGCCGUAUGCCUGCACUGACUGUGGGAAAAGUUUCAGCCAGAGGUUCAACCUUGUGAUCCAUCAGCGGAUUCAUACAGGAGAGAAGCCGUAUAGAUGUCCUACAUGUGACAAAAGCUUCCGCUACAAGCCAGCUCUUGUCAGGCAUGAGAAAGAAGGAAAAUGUGUGAAAAAUGUUCCAAAAACACAGACGAUGGUGGAGAAAAAGAGCCCUGGACAUCUUCCUCAUAUGACUGCUACUGUUAAAACAUCACAAAUUCUUCCACAUUCUUCCGUCCAUCAUUCAUUUUCCUUGAACUCUGUACAUGACACAGCAGCUUCCAAACUUCAUUUCUCAAAGCUCAGACCACUUACCUGCCCAAAAACCAUGAACCACAAUUUACAUGGUGUUAAAGUCCCAUCAAUUGCACCUUCUUCACAUCCUCUAGCAAGCACUAAACCUCUCACAUCUGUUGAGUCUCACGACCUGAGAAUGAAAUCCCCCACAACCUUGAUAUACAAUAAGUCAAGUAUAAAGACUGUGUUGGAUGUACCAUCUUCCAUCCACAGUCUUUUGCGUAGAAGGCAUCCAACAACCGCACCUUCCUCCACGAGUCAUGCAUUCAAUACUAAGCCAACUUCAACUUCCUUUGUCAGUCAUUCAUUGGACACUAAGAUUUCAUUAGCCUCAACUUACCCCAUCAGUCAUUCCUUGGAAAUUAAGACUUCAUCGACCUCACCUUCCUCCAUCAGUCAUUUAUUAGAUAGUAAACCUCCAUUGGCCCCUACUUCCCUUUUCACUCAUUCGUUGACUACUAGGCCUCCAUUGGCCUCACCUUCCUCCAUAAGUCAUUCACUGGAUAGUAAAGUUCAAUCCACCUCACCUUCCUCUAUUAAUCUUUCAGUGGAUAGUAAGCUUUCAACAACCUUAACUUCUCCCAUCAAUCAGCUAUUGGUUACUAAUCCUACAUCGGCUUUAACAUGCUCCACCAGUCAAUCAUUGGCUACUAAGCUUCCAUUGACUUUACCUUCCUCCAUCAGUAAUUCAGUGGAUACUAUGCCUCCAUCAGCCUCACCUUUCUCCAUCAGUCGUUCAUUGGAUACCAAGCCUCCAUCAGCUUCAUCCUCCUUGAUUUCUCAUUCAUCAUGUAUUCAACCUGCAUUCACCUCUUCUUUCCCAAUACGUCCUUCAUCAGAUAAGAAAAUAACCUUAGCCUCAGGCUGUUCAAAAAUUUCUGCCCCAGCUAUGAAGCAUCUCUCUGCUACAUCACCCUACAUGGUUUACCAAAUGAGUAAAAACCCUUUGUCACCUUCCUCUGCUUCUUGUCCUAAACUUUCUUCCACAUUGUCCUCUGCUAGAUAUCUUCCAUCAGGUGUAAAAUGUCAUUCAUCAUCCAUGAUCUCAUGUCCGCCAGCCUCCCAUAUAAAACCUGCUUCCACCAGUUAUGAUACAUACAUACCCCAUGGUGGUAAUUGUACUUCCUUGGUUACCUCCACCAGUCAUCCAGUUUCUGUUAAUGAGUCUGCAACUAAACCUUCAUUGCCGUUAUCUCCAACUUCUCAUCUGUCUGGUACUAAACCUUCUUGUAAAUCACCUGCCUCCAUUUGCCAGCAGACCAUGUCUUUUCCAGCCCCAUCGCAAGCCAGUUCACAUUGUCCUGCUGAGAAACUAUUUAAAUGUAGUCAAUGCAAAAAAUCUUUUGUCCACCAGAGUCAAAUGAUGGAACAUCAGAAAUCCCACACUGGAUCACGAAAUACUUGCCCAGAAUGCAAUAAGAGCUUCAUUCGGAAAUCCACACUCAUCCUUCAUAAAAGGACUCACACUGGAGAAAGGCCUUUUGCCUGCACUGAAUGUGGCAGAAGAUUCAGCCAAAGGUUCAAUCUUGUGGUGCACCAACGCAUACAUACAGGAGAAACCCCAUAUCUAUGUGCAGAAUGUCAUAAGUCCUUCCGAUACCGAACAGGUCUUCUCCGUCAUCAGAGGCAUGGACCAUGUACAAAAAAGGCAUCAAUAGAAACCUCUCUUACUGCUAACCAAAGCUUUGCCAAGUCAACCCCCACAAUAGAUAGACCUUUGAAAUCUCAGCCAGCUUUCCCAGGAUCUGAAAAAGUUAAUAAUUUAGAAAUUCCAGAUUUAACCAAAAAUUUGAGACGACAACUGGAUAAUUGGCAAAGGUUUCAAUGUAAGACAUCAUGUUCACCAUUGCCACCAUUGGGUGGACAUCUCAAGUCAAAACGAAUUUCAAUAUCUGAAAACCCAAUUGCUAAAAGGUCACCAGGCCUGGCAUCCUAUAAGGUUAAUAUUAGGAUGAAGACUUUGAAAACUGAUGAAGAACUUAAAGGCAACAAUACACUGUAUUCCACUCUUCGAUCGUCUGUUGAACCCUCCCUUCUUUCUCGCAUUCCAACAUUUCUUAGUCAUGAUCCUGUCAAUAUUACCUCUCCAUAUAGUCCACCUGUUGUCCACCAAGUCCAGGGCAAAGGACCAAAGACCUCAACUUGUGUCUUUAAGAAAAGGACAUCUGUCGAUCCCAGGUCAAGAAUGGGAAAGGAACAAUAUAAAUGCGACCAUUGUAAGAAUUGCUUCUCCCAAUUAGACAAGUACAUAAAACACCAAACAGUGCAUUCCAGCGGCCGGCACGGGUGCACCAUGUGCAAGAAAGUCUUCAUCAAGGCCUCUCAACUUGUGGUUCACCUAAGGACGCACACUGGAGAGAAGCCUUACUCCUGCGGCAAAUGUCACAAACAGUUCAGUCAGAAGUUUAAUCUUGUCGUCCAUCAACGAAUCCACACAGGGGAGAAGCCAUUUAUGUGCACAGGCUGCAACAAAUCAUUCCGCUAUCGGACCGGGCUUCUCAAACAUCAAAGAUAUGACCGGUGUUCAUGACAGGACGGGAAGACUAGACACAAAAACAUUCCAUCGAUGAUUUAUUGGAAUCUUUAUCAGUCUAUGGUGGAGAAGGUUCCAGCAGCUCAGGGAUAUCAGUCAUUUUAUCUGUAAUUCCAUAAAUUAAAGGGUGUUCUUCGG